AAUAACGCCAGCUCUUCAGCAACACAACGCCCCCUCUUAGUAGCCAUCUUGAACGCGGGCACGGCGCCGCCAUCUUGGGCGCUGCCCUUCCUCCUCCGGCGAGAACCAAGCCACCCCUGAGCGGGGCGGGCGGGUUUCCUCAGCUACCGCUUGCCCUCACUAAAAAUGGCCGCCGGCACAUCUGACCCUUCUUAAGACGGACGAGGCACUGCUGUGGCCCGGUAGCGGCUCUUUGUGGUCAGGGGGCUGCAGGAAGCGAAGGCACCAAGCAUCCUCCCCGAGGCGCUGCUGUACUGCGACGGCAACGGGGGCAGGUUUCAUGAGUCAGACUGGGCUGUGUGGAGUUUCUUCUGAAGAUGUACAUGCUGGUUGAAAACCGCACAAGUUCCUUUCUUCAUCUGAAGAGGUCACCUGGCAUCAGAUCUUGGUCUGUCUUUGUUGGAAUAGCCUCCAUAGGGUUGGCUGCUGCUUAUUACAGUGCAGACAGCUUGGCAUGGAAGCUCUUCUACAUGGCUGGGUGUUUCUUUGUGGCAGCACAGAAUCUGGAGCAGUGGGAGGAAGCUAUAUUUGAUAAGAACAAGGGAUCAGUCUGCCUAAAAACAUUCAACCUCUACAGAAAAAUACUGACUUUAUCAAAAGGAGGCAAUGAACAAGUGGUGGCUCAACUGCAUGAGAUCAGAGAUGUGGAUGUGGAAGAAGAGACUGUGCGGUAUUUUGGGAAGGGUUACAUGGUUGUGCUACGGUUUAUCACUGGAUUUUCACACCCACUGACUCAGAGCGCUGUUCUGGGCUGCAGAAGUGAUGUGGAAGCAGUUGCCAAGCUCAUUACUAGCUUUCUGGAAUUGGACAGAGUAGCAAGCCAACAAGAUCUCUAUGAGAGCAGUGAAACAGAGGCUAGUGACGCUGAUGAACCACAGGAUGAAUAUUAAUACUGUCAUGAGCUGAAGAAAGCAGAGAUCUUCAAACAUCUGGAAAAUAUGCUGGUUCUUCAGAAAGGAAUUCCUCAGUCUUGACCAGGGCAUUUAUCUACAUAUGCAUUUUCAAUGGGAGGAAUCUGUCUUAGGGCACCUCUUACAGUGCUAAACUGCUUCAAGAUCCACGCUCCCAAUAAUGCCAUUGUAGAGUCCAGAGCAAAUUGUUUUAUUUCUUCCUUUGACUUAGUUCCUGAAUGUGGAGGUUGCUGUCUUCUGAAUUUUGUCAGCUCAUCUAACACAUUUAGGAAUGGUUAUUUAUUAAUGUAUUGGUUUGAAAUUGUUUAUUACUUUUCCAUUAAUGAAGCGGAGAUAGAGAUGAAAACUUCCACUUAUUGCAAACAUCUGCUGCAGGUACAGUAUGUGAAAUACAGAAUAGUUGAACUUGUAAUUCAUAACACAGUGCUUUGAGGUUUUCCUUGAAGUAUUGCGUAUGAUGGAAUAUAUUGCUAAAUUGUUUUUAAGCAGCUUAAUAUAUACAAUAAGGUGAUGCAGGGUAGUGGCACUUUUAUAUUCUCUACUACUGACUUGCCAUUAGAUACUAGUGGGAAUCAAAGUUUGAGUGACUGUCUGGAAUUCUAAACAUCAGGUUGAUCAAUUGAUUGCACUGUCUUCUCUUGGACUUGCCAAGGAGCCAUAAAUAAUAACCACAGAAUGAUCAGGUUGAUCACCCAGUUUUUGACAUGCUCUGACUUAAUCCUGUUCUGUUUAACUUCUGGGCAUAGACUACCCAAAGAUAGAGUAGCCUUAUUCUAGACUUAAACUUCUACUAUUUUAACUGUGUAUUUAGAAAGGAGACGAGCACAUGUUACUUUUAGGUAGGGAAAGGGCUGUCAUACAUUGCAGCCUAGAUUUUUUUUUUUUUAAUAUUUCCUCACUUGAAAUGGUAAAUAACUUUUUUUUUUUUUUUUAAAGAUAGCUGGGAUAUAUCUAAUGUUUCGCUUGUGCCCGUGUCUUACUCGGUACUGUCCUCUGUUCUGACCUGUAGUUUUACAAAUACAUAAAUAUAGACUUUCCAAGGUACUUUUUCCAAGUUAAAGCUACCUCUAAUAGUCAACAUGUUUUGCUGGAACUAAAACUUCCUUGUGCCUAUAUCAACAUGUCAGUACAGUAAGACAAAAGCUGUAAUGAGUUGGAGGUUCCUUCCGCAUGCUAAAAUUGCUUGUAUUAAAGUUGAUCAGCUUGUGUUAGGAGUUGUAUGGUUUUAAGACCUGCCUUAAAAAAAAUGCUUGUAGUACAGUUUCCUCAAGGAGAUCUGAAUGGGCUACCAGGUAACUGAGUGGUCUGCCUUCAUGUUUAGCUAGCAGUUAAAUGUCUUUUAUCAACAGUUUCUUCAGGGCUUAACCUGCCUUUCUGUUUCAAAGCACUCUACCUCUUAAAGUAAAAGCUAUGAAAUGAUUUCAGCAGAAGCUAGAUCACGUAGCAUGUUCCAGCUGUAGGAAACUGUGCACAUGCUUAUCUGACCAAAGACAGGCUGCACCAUGAUUUUGCUUUUGCUUCCAGCCAUUUAUGUCAGCUGUGAGACAGAUGUACUCUUACUGUUGUUGCUUUGAAAGGUUAAUCAAAAGUGUAACAGGGAGAGAGCUGCUUUUGAUGCAGCUCGACUGUGGCACAGAAGCAGGUCUAUCAGUAUAAAACAUGAGAAACUUGUAGUCAUGUUGGUAUCAAAGCAGACCUCUGCAAAUGGAUGUGCUUGUGAAGUCCUCCAAACUGGUUGGCUAAUUCUUUAGCUUUUAAUUUCCACAUUGCUAGGUUUAGGAGGCUGCCAUGUACUAAUGUGGGAAAAUAGGUUGCAGCUAAUUAACCAUAUUUCACCUUUAUUCUAAAGCACAGCUGUAAAACUACAAAUCCUCAAACCUGUUAUAAAAUAAAAAACAGAAUAUAACACUUUAGAGAGAUCUUCAUUUAAAUCCACUCUAAUAUGUACCCCCAGUAAUACUUAAUCUGGAGAGGAGAAUGAGAUUUGGCAUUUGGAAACCUUUUUUCAGCACUCUGUAAAAUGAGCAUCAAGUGUUGUAAGGACUUCCAGGAGUAAAUACUGUAAGAACUGCGUAUGAAUGAUAUAAUGUAAGAGGGCUCUACCUACAGAUACCUGUUUUGUAGCAAGGAUAUCCAGCAGGAGUACACAGUGUGCCUGUGCAUUGCACUUAAUAUUCUGAACCUACAGAUUUGACCAUUAAGUGGAUGCAAUGGACAAAACUGCCUGCAUUUGAUGUUGAUUUCACAGUUUUUUUUAUAUUUCCAUGAGAGGUAAUGUCACAGGGAAAAUACACAACAUGCUUUGGCUUUCCAGAUAAAAACUGUUUUUAUAAAGGCAUUUCUGUUGAUCUAAUGCUAUACUGUAUCACGUGCCCUGCUUCUGCUGAUUUCUUCUGUUCAUCUAGCUUGCUGUGCAUUCUGGAUGUUAGCAUUAUGUACUUAGGUAUUAUGUAAUAUUAUAUAAAGACUAAACCAAAAUGUAAGGAAAACUCAAUUUCCAGAAAGGGGCAAGACCUGCUGUAAGGUAUUAGGUAGCUUGUAAUACGUUCUGUGGAAUAAGUUGCAUUUAUAGCUGAUAUCCAAUGCUCAGCUCCUUUAAGAUGUUCUGCAGUGGUCCUCUCACCCUCUGAUUUCCUAUUUAUACUAGGCAGGCAAGAGAAGAGAGGACUGGAAUUUUGAAGCCCCAGUCUUUCAUUUAGAACAGCUGGUGUGAUCCUCCCUGUACUGUUUGUUUUGCACAUGGCAGCUCUGUUCCCAUAAAAUCUAGAAUGCCAGAAUGGAAUCAUAGAAUGGCUUGGGUUAGAAGGGACCUUAAAAGAUCAUCUGGUUUCAACCCCCCUGCCAUAGGCAGGAAUGAUCUAAAACAGUUUCAAAUGAGAACCUGAAUUCUGUAGACUGCUAAAAACAAAGGGUGACAGAAUUCCUUAAAUGCUGUGGGUUCUGCCUGCAGGCCAUAUGUUGGACACUACGGACCUGAUAUGUACAACUGGGAGCUUAGUAUAUCAUGAAACCAACCUACAGUGCAAGUAAAUGCAACUUGGUCCUUGGAUUCUAUAGGUGAAUGUGUAUCAGUCUGUGUUUCUUGACUGUGUGUUUCUUGAUUCAGGUUUUGAACUGUCUUGGUUAAACGGUUUGUCCUUCGUAGUUGGGAGACGUAGCCAGAUAACCAGAUUUCCAUGUUUUGCAGUAACUGUGCAUGGAAAAAUAACCUGCAAGUUGCAGUUCAAAUGGAUCUGGUUAUAGCAAUGUUUGUGGACUCGUGAAAUAGCUUGAACUGCUCAGAACAGCAGGUGCUAACUCAGGACAGGUUCUGUUCUGGCCUUGCUAUCCUCCAGAAUGCCUCAGCUGCCUCACUCUUUCUAAUUGUCCUCUCAUCUUUUCUUGUCACUGUCAGUGUUUUGUUGAAACCUUUUGUUUUCUCAGCCUCUCUUGGGUCUAGCAUAUAAAAAGGCUCAGUAAAUGUAGCCUUAUGUGUGCCUGAUCUAAAGCUGCGGUACUAAAAGGAGUGAGUAAAAGACUAGUUUUGGCUAGUGUACGCCUAGAACAGUAUUACAAGAGAUGUAUUCAAGCUUUCUGUACCUCAGGAUGUCUAGUAACCUGAGAUCAGGCAGCUGUAGCUCAUAUAUGACUUAAGUACACUUUGGAGUCUGCAUAACAUGUUAUAAAAUCUACCCCACUGCCCCAUAAACCAAACACUUUCUAUAAAUAACGCUUUUCAAUGUAACUAUCAGAAGAACCACUUGGCACCACUUCAGCUUAAACUUGAGUAGCACAUUUUGAAGUUAAUUGUGUGUAUACAGUUGGGAGAGAUUCUGGUCUUAAUAGUCACACUGAACAGAAGCUAGACUUCGUGUUGUACAAAGGGAGAAAGUUGCAUUAUCUAAACUAUGCUCUAAUAUUCCUGUAUUUCCCAAAAUGAGAUGUGCCAGUAACUAGGAUCACUUCUUUGGUUUCAAAGAACAUCAAACUAUGCCAUAUACUAGAAAUGUGACUCUUGUGCUAUAUUCAUGAAGUUACACAAAUAAUAAACCUUAUUAUUUAGGCUGGCUUACAUACUAAAGAAGUGAUAGUUCUGACGCUGUAGUAGGUUGCUGAGGCAGAAAUACUUCUGGAAAAUACUUCGAAAUAGCUUUUUUUACUUUAAUAUGCAAGUAGAAUUUCAGCAAGGCCUUGUAUGUUUGUCUUUUUCUAUUAAAAAUAAAAGUCCAUUGAUAAAAUCAACUUGUUUUA
Anas platyrhynchos (mallard) is the source of this 5180-nucleotide messenger RNA. It is a transcript of the gene CYBC1, whose product is annotated as cytochrome b-245 chaperone 1. The record is from RefSeq and is a predicted model, not a curated record. Lineage: Eukaryota; Metazoa; Chordata; Aves; Anseriformes; Anatidae.